Molecule: messenger RNA, 765 nt
Organism: Equus quagga
Lineage: Eukaryota; Metazoa; Chordata; Mammalia; Perissodactyla; Equidae
Product: cytochrome c oxidase subunit 4 isoform 1, mitochondrial
Exons: 5
Coding region: 135-644 (169 amino acids)
Biological process (GO): mitochondrial electron transport, cytochrome c to oxygen
Source: RefSeq, a predicted model, not a curated record
GCCGGGCGCGGGGUGGAGUCCGCCUGGAUCCCGUGGUGCUCCGCGGCGGGCCUCGCUCUCUUCCGGUCGCGGGCAGCCGGGGCGUAGAGGGCGGUCGCGGCGGGAGAGGUGGGCAGCGGCGGUGCGGCGGCAGAAUGUUGGCUACCAGAGUAUUUAGCCUAAUUGGCAAGCGAGCAAUUUCCACCUCGGUGUGUGUACGAGCACACGGAAGCGUUGUGAAGAGUGAGGACUUUGCUCUCCCGAGUUACGUCGACCGGCGGGACUACCCCUUGCCCGAUGUGGCCCACGUUAAGAGCCUUUCCGCCAGCCAGAAGGCCUUGAAAGAAAAGGAGAAGGCCCCCUGGAGCAGCCUCUCCAUUGAGGAGAAAGUUGAACUAUAUCGCAUUAAGUUCAACGAGAGCUUUGCUGAAAUGAAUAGGGGCACGAACGAGUGGAAGACAGUUGUGGGCGCUGCCAUGUUCUUCAUCGGCUUCACUGCUCUCCUUCUGAUCUGGGAGAAGCACUAUGUGUACGGCCCGGUCCCACACACCUUUGAAGAGGAGUGGGUGGCCAAGCAGACCAAGAGGAUGCUCGACAUGAAGGUCAGCCCGAUCCAGGGCUUCUCUGCCAAGUGGGACUACGACAAGAACGAGUGGAAGAAAUAAGCACCCGCCGUUCCAUAUCUGAGCCUCACCUCGCUCUGUCACCUCCAUGCAGCUCAGCAUAUAUUUACUGGAAACCGUCACGUCGUGUACCAGUGCUAAUAAAUGAGCAGUUUACGUGAAA